Molecule: messenger RNA, 1773 nt
Organism: Branchiostoma belcheri (Belcher's lancelet)
Lineage: Eukaryota; Metazoa; Chordata; Leptocardii; Amphioxiformes; Branchiostomatidae
Product: transmembrane protein 101-like
Biological process (GO): positive regulation of canonical NF-kappaB signal transduction
Source: RefSeq, a predicted model, not a curated record
UUCUCGAUAACUUAUCAACCAAACCUGACCUCUGACCCACCGUGCAUGCGGAAACAUGGCCGCAUCUGGCGUGAAAAUGGACAGAAAACAGCUCCUUGCGACCUGUUUACGGGUGGCUGGCUUCGUGGUGACCAGAUAUCCCUUCUGGCAUGCGCUGGUGCUGAUCAUGAACUUUGCGGAGCGCUCAAAGACCAAGAAAUACCCUGACCUGGAGAUUCCGUGGGUGUACGCUGACCUGGGAGCCUACGUCCUGCUGGCGUCUUUCACGUCUUUCAACAUCAAGCGUCGCUGGUUCGCCAUCGCGGUUGCCGUACAGCUAGCCGUCAGCGUAACCCUCUCUCUCACCAGCCGACACGCGCCCUACUCGGAAUGGCUGUCCAUCCGCAUCUCCUCCAAAAGUCUCGCCGUCAUCGGAAGCUACCUUACCAUCGGAAGCGGCAUUGGAGAGCUUUACCGACGGAAGCCACGCGACCGAUCGACCCAGCAAAUCUCCCUAAUGUUCACGGGCCUACACCUUGUGUGCCAAGCGUACACGCUCUUCUACAGUAGGGAGGACAAGCAAGCGUUCCUCGAGCAUAUAUUCGGUGGUCAGCCGAUGCUGUCCAUCUUUACGUUUCUCCACGUGGCGUUAGGACUGGCGUCUUCCGGUUACGAGCCCAAGCUUUUGUCCCGAGUCAUGAUGGUUGUUCUGUUCGUUACGGCCGCUUUUUUGGACACUGACAUCAACUACUGGACACGGGGUAGACAUGUGGAGUUUUGGGUACAAGUACGACUGCUGACAGACAACUUGUGUAUCUUUGCAGGGUUGUCCAUGAUGGCCAUAGAUGGGUAGUGACUACAUGUUAUAAUUGUGUAAUGGUGCAGCAUGGAACAUGUGUUCUUACUACUACUUAGUGGGGGUUGUACCCAAAAUGGGAAGGUAACAAAAUCACAUCAACAGCUACUAGUGAAUUCUUUCAUCAGUGACAACUUUGGAAGGAUAAGGAUACUAACCUCCAAAUUUUCGAUGGCUAUCAGUCCAUCUUGUUCACGGAGUAGACUAAUCUUGCGAAAGCGCGAGACUAGGCCCGAGACUUGCAUCGGUCUUCCGGGCCCCAUCCCCUGUUGAUGAAAGAAUUCACUAGUAACUGUAUCUAUACGUGACAAAUGAACCUCUUCAACGACAUCAACAGCUGUUAUUGUUGCAAGUAGAAAUGCUAUUUAAAUGAAGCCUGUGCUUUAGAUAGCCGGAAGUUUUAGUUGGAUUAGUUGUAAGUUCUAAGAGCAAAGUGGAUUUCCCCUCUGGUCUCUCAGUCACUGACGAAAGCUAGUGGAUACUAGCUGAAACGUCUGAUGUUUCCAAAAUCAUAACCAGUUGCUUGAGUAACUGUCUUUUUGGCCAUAAGUGGAUUUCUAGUCUAGGUGUACUUUUUUCUACCUCGAAAUAUUACCUUUAAUGCUAUACAUGUACCUUAUGGCAUACUGUGUAUACAGUAGAAUAGACAGAAUGUUUCUUAAGUAUAGUCACAACCAAGGAACACAUAGUUAUCAAUGUCAUAACCUUUCAUGUGCAAUCAUUAAUACUUUACUUACAUGAAAAGUCUAGUAACAGUUUAGUCAAAACUGCUAUAAUGCUAUUAGCUUUUUGGAUGAAGAGGCCUGAAGUAUUUUAGACUGCUGGCCUUGCAACUUGCAAGUGUAUGUGUGUUUUACUAACAAUGUCUUAAAGUGGACAAUCCACGUACUCUGUAGCUUGUGAUGUAAUGCUGUUAGAAUAAACAGGGUAACAAAUUA